Molecule: messenger RNA, 1266 nt
Organism: Meloidogyne enterolobii
Lineage: Eukaryota; Metazoa; Nematoda; Chromadorea; Rhabditida; Meloidogynidae
Source: the annotation of a GenBank genome assembly
AUGCCUCCAAUUAUGAUGAAAACUUUGUUGAGCGCAGCAGCAGCAGAAUUGGGAGGAACAACAAUAGGAGGAGGAGGAGAAACAAAUGAAUAUUCUUCUAAAAUGACAAAAUCUGCUACAGGCACUCAUAUUUCUCCAAUGAGCACUCAACUUCAUCACGGAGUUCAACAACCUUUCAAUCAACAGCAGCAACAACAAAUGGAAAAUUCACAAACAAUGUUUGGCCUUCUCCAACAAAACACUACAAACUCUAGCAACACUAGCAACAACAGUAGUAAUAGUAAUUUUCCGCGUGGUUCACGCAACAGACAAACAUUUCAUGGCAAAACUGAAUACAACAAGGGGAGUUGUAUUGGUUCUGGUGCCUUUACUGAAGACGAUGCGUCUGCAAUAGGAGCAAAUGAGUCUGAGAUUGAAGAAGCUAAUGCAUUAACAAUUGGACCAAUUCCUUCAUCAAGCGGUGGGGGAACAAUGCCUACUAGUCAGUAUCAUCAACAUCAACAACAACGUGGUUCCUUUCUUUCCAAAUUGACAAAAUUGACAAAAAGAAAAAUCACUUCCCUCUUCUCAAUUCUAAGGGGGACUGGACCAACAGAUCAUCAGUCGUCAAUAUAUGCACAACCACCACCACAAAUUCAUCAUCAACAAACUUCUCCAGUAAUACAAGCAACACAUCAACAACAACAGCAACACCCUCAACCACCUUUAAACACUACAAAUAAUAAACAUAAUCAACAUGCUGUUGGGAGAGCUGGAACAAUAGGUCCAUCCACGGGCGCAGCUUUAGCCGCCCAACAUCAACAAUUUUUGCAACAUCAACAGCAACAAGCUGCUUUUUCUGCUCCGAAUACUCCUAAUCAGGCCCAACAGCAACAACAACAACAAUGCCUCCAAAAAUUAUUUGAAACUGACGGACAAAAUAGUCCAAGCGGUGAAGCAAUUAGUGGUGGAGGAGAAGAAGUUAAACCGCGCUCUUUGCGUUUUACUUGGUCAAUGAAAACUACAAGUUCAUUGGCACCUGAUGAAAUUAUCAAAGAAAUCCGUAAGGUUUUGGACAAUAACGGGUGUGAAUAUGAACAAAGGGAACGAUAUUUGCUUCUUUGUAUGCAUGGGGAUCCACAAAAGGACACACUUGUUCAGUGGGAAAUGGAGGUAUGCAAGUUGCCUCGUCUUAGUUUGAAUGGAGUCAGAUUUAAGCGAAUUUCUGGAACAUCCAUUGGCUUUAAAAACAUUGCUUCAAAAAUCGCGCAAGAGUUGAACCUUUAA